Molecule: messenger RNA, 1023 nt
Organism: Helicoverpa zea (corn earworm)
Lineage: Eukaryota; Metazoa; Arthropoda; Insecta; Lepidoptera; Noctuidae
Product: transmembrane protein 179
Exons: 5
Coding region: 127-816 (229 amino acids)
Source: RefSeq, a predicted model, not a curated record
UGGAAUGUCAUUUGUAUUGUUGCGAAGGUCUUAUUAUCAGCUUUGUUUUGUGUUUCCUUCAAUAACUAAAUACUGAAAGUGAUUCCGAAGUAUAGUAUCUAAAUCAGUGAGUGUGUUACUUACACGAUGGCCCUGACGAACGUGUUGCUAGUGAGUCAAAUAGCAGGCUAUGUGGUCGGGCUCAUCCUGUCGCUAUGCAUCAUAGUGCCGAUGAGCAUGCAUCUGGAUGAAUUCAAUGGGCAUUGCUUACUCUUCUCAAGUGGGCACUGGCAAGAGCAAGAUGGUCAGUUGGCAGUGGCGUGGGCACCUAGUGCAUACUGCAACUAUGUCAUAGUGGUCGGCGUCAUCAUGUUCCUCGUCUGCUCUGUGCAGAUCUACAGGUUAUCAAUGUUCAUGUACAAAGGCAUGGACAGCUCGUUCCUGUCCGCAUUCCUGGAAGCAGUUGGCUGCAUGCUGAUGUGUGGGCUGGUGGUGUCCGCUGCCGUCAUGGUCACGCUCGGCUUCAUGACCUGGUGCCAGAAUAUUGUGGAAAGAUUUCCUAGUUGUGAGGAUGCAGCCGGUCAGAAUAUAGACAAGGUGGAUAACAUCACCACCAGGGGCUUUUACAUCGAAAUUGGCACCGCACAGUUCGGCACAUGGGCAGCGUUCGCCACUAUGGUGGGAUUAGCAGUGUUCUCGACCAUCAAGGUAUGUCGCUACCACCAGCUGGAGAACAUCCAGGUCUCCAUGUACCGGGAGCGCCAACGCCUGGUGAACGAGAGUGGCUCGCCCGCUGCCCACGACGGACGCUCCACGCCGCCGCUUGACGGACACUAGGCGACUCAGAAUGUAUGAUAGAUGGCAAAAACGUUGGCAAGUGGAAAUACCUAUAUGUAUUACACUGGGCUGGUUGCAUCAAAACUAUGAGUCCUAUUUAUUUUCGGCUAAGACACUAUAAUAUGGUAUCAGUAAUGAAAUGUUUUUUAGAUUAUCCAAAUAAAAGUGGACAAAUCAACAAGCAAUGAUUUUUCCGAAAUAGCAAAA